AAUUACCCAUGGUACAUUAGUUGUCCGCCAUCUUGUCUGUAUAUUCCGCUGAGAUGGAAACAUGAGGACGUGCAGGUGGUGUCCUGACAACUACCGACGAUAAUUCUUCCUUCCGUCCUUACCCGCGGAAAGGGGCGGUACGCCUCUUGUUCUGAGUAAUCCAGAGUUUUCUUAGCGGCCGGAGAAAAAAAAUGGCACAUCGUCAAGGGUACGGGCAGAACUUCGCACAAGGGCAGGCGGCGAACCAGCGGCUCUGGUCGGGAGCGGUGAGCCCGAACGGCCAAGGCGGCAUCGCGAGUAGCCUGCUCGGGGCCGUACCGGGAGGGACCAGCAUGGAACAGCUCGCAGUCAUCGCCAAAGUACUAGGGAACACUAUGCAGGCCAGCCAGCUCCAAAAUAUAAACUUCCAGGCGGCCAGCUCGGCUUUACAGAUGCAGCGCAACAUGGCGCAACAGCAGGGCGGCCUCGCCGGGCUGGCCUCGGUGCCCAACGCGCUGGGAGCCGGCCUGCUCGGGAACGGUCCCGCUGGGCUCGUAGGGAACCAGUCCGCUAGCGUCCUGGCCAACGCUAACUUCCAACAGCAGCAGCGACAGCUUCUCUUGCAACAGCAGCAACAGCAGCAACAGACUAGCCUGUUAGGAACCCCGCCACAGCAGCGGUAUCAGAACGUGCAACAACAAGCCCGUAGGAACAACAAAAGAAACAAUGCGCAGAGAAGCCGCUACCCGAGCGGUGGAGACCGCGGGAGGAGCGGGAGCUGGAGCCGCGACCGGAGGACGCCGGAGUCAGACCAGCGGAGUGACGAGGGGAGGAGAGAGGAGGAGGAUGGUCCAGAGGUGAAGAGAUCCAGGGUGGACGCCACUGCCUACGAUCCAUCAGACCCUACACCUGACGAUGAUGAUGUUAGAAAUGCGGACCAGGUGCCUGCAGGAAGUGACAUCCAGGUGACCAUCCAGCAGGGUGGGGAGGGCAGGACAGUCAACGACGACAGGCCAGGACAACAGAGCCCUGAACAGCAGAAGAUCUACAUAUGUUACGCCUGCAAUGCCAAGUGCUACAAUCUUAGGAACUACGAGGCCCACAUGACCGGGAACCGCCACAGGCAGCGCAUGCUGAAGAUCCAGGAGUUCACCCAGAUGAGGGUUCAGCAGGCCACGGCGCACAUGCAGGCCAGGAUGAAGGCAGAGCAGCACCUCCGCAAGAUCGAGGGGCAGGGGCUGGGCUCUGGGGCUGGGUCGGGAUCGGGAUCGGGAUCAGGAAGGCAUAGCAGUGGGAAAGGUAACCAGAGAAAGCCGAGCACCAAGCUGGAGAAACACUGGUGUGAUACCUGCAAAAUCAACUUCUACGGACCAAUCGUGGAGCACAGACGUACCAAGGACCACAAGAAAAGCAAGAAGUCCUCUAGGCCCGCCUGUCAUCUGUGCAAGGUGCAGUUUAAGAGUCCUAAGAAAAUGGUGGCACACUGCAACACUGAGGAACAUAAGGCUAAGUUCCGUGAUGCCCAGGAGCGGAAGAAGACCGGCCGUGACGAGGAGUGGUUCCCAGACAACCCUGAGGAGAUGGUGACGGUGGAUGCUGUGGGAUGCUUCGACAGUGAUGAUGAAGACAUGGUAGACAAUAAGGAGGCUGGAGAGGAAGAUUUCAAGGAGGUGUUUGAGAGCAAUGGAGACAAACUUCCCGACACCAUAGAAGAUGGUGAGGAGGACGUAUCAGGAGACAUUCCAGCUGAAGACGCUGAUGUGCAGCCCAAGAUGGAGGAGGAGGAGUUCUCGUUGGCAGACCUGCCUACUCAAGACGUGGAUCUCAGGCAGAUGACGGGACCUCCUCCCGUGGUCACCAACCUACAAAACCAACUUCAAGCUACAGAAGAAAUGCAGGAUGAACAAGCACAGGACAGUGUUGUUAACACAACACCAGCGUCCCCUACACCAGAGACAACACCAAUGGAAGAGGGGAACAUGGCUCAGGGUAAGGUGGGGACUGAAGGCACUGCAAGUCAACCUCAAGAGAUGGGAAAUCUGCAAACUGAAGAAAUAGAGAUGAAUGGUGAGAAGAACAGUUUGCAAACUGAAGUGCAACCUGGAGAAGAGACUUUAGAGAAGUCUUCAGAGAUGAAAGUUGAAGAAAACAAAGAGCAGGUAGCCGCACAUGUUGCAGAGGAUGCCACAUCUACAGAAUCAAAAGAAACAUCGCAGAUCCAAGUAAUGGAUGAGGAGAACAAUGCCAAGGUUCAGAGGGAAGAAUCGGAAGCUUCAGCACAGGCACAGGGUACAGAAAACACCACAGCACUUCAAACAGAAGAGACGGUGCACGCACAAGCAGAGAGUGCAACUACAACCCAAACAGAACCUACAACAGAAGCACAAGUACUGGAAGUCCAAAACACUGCGCUGAUCCAAACCAAGGAUACAUUACAUGCACAACCACAAAGUGUGAAUAACACAACUAAUGUAGAUGCCAUGGAAGAAACACAAGCAGAGGCACCUGAGGAAGUUGUAGAGGAACUGCUCCUACCGCCAUAUGAUCCUGACUGUGCUGUAGGUCAGGAGUUUGUGAUCCCGAUUACCGGCUACUUCUGUAAGCUGUGCCACAAGUUCUACAAGAAUGAGGCUUCUGCCAUUGUCGGCCAUUGCAAGUCACAACUGCACUAUGACAAUGUUAAGGCAGAACUGGAGAAAUCCAUCUGUGUAGAGGACAGAACAUGUGUCAAAGGCUCCAGUACAACCUCUGAUGUAGAACCUUCAGCCUCCUCUGAUGAAGCAUCAUCCUUCAGCACAAAGCAGAGUAGACAUCCACAGUCAUCCACGCAGGCCUCUGCAGCAGGGAUGGAGGAGGACUCAGGUCUGGCAGUGGAAUCAGGAAGGGGAACAGAUCAUCGUGACGAUGAUGUGACACCACAGAUGGAGUCAACAUCUUCUGCUGCUGCUGGAGAAGUGUGGCCAACAACUGCGAGCAACGUGCAAGCUUACAACAUAUCCAGUCUGAUGGACAGUCCGGGCUUCGAGGUCAUGGAAGUCCAGGACAACAGUCCAGUCGAUGCAGCAAUGAACAUCAGAAUAGUGGACAGUUUUUCUCUGAGCUUCGAUGCAGACAAAACUGUGGAUGGUUUGGGUCACGGAGAUGAGAGUGAUGCCAAGCAAUUGAUGGACACAACAGUUAGGAACACGGAGGAUGUUGAUGAUGGAUCGGGGAACGCAAAGGUACCCCGAGCCGGCACGCCUAGCCUCAUGAGUGAGAUAGAAGAGUAUCUGACAGAAAGCUGUGAUGACAAAACUGCAGAUGCACCAAAGGUUGAAUCAAAUCAUAAAGAUACAGUUGAAGACACCAUCACGGAGGAUACCAAAGUAGUCAACAGUGAAUCAGAUUUGUGCAAACAAGGCCCGUCAACUCCAGUAGUACCGAACCAGGACUUACUUAUGAGCUCGCCAGAUACACCGAGUUUGGACAAGCCCAGCCCUGCUCGCAGAGGGGGCCGCAAAACUGCGCGGAAGUCAACUCGUGGGGGAAGGAGGAAAUGAUAACAGGGUUUGACUGUUUCAUCAUGUAUUGCUUGGAUGCUUUAAGUUUAGAAACAUGACUUUGAAGUUUGUAACAUGCGACACUUCACAUCCAAGUAGUGAAAAGUUUGCCACAUCUUACAGGAAACAAUUAGGCGACAUUUCGUGCUCUUUUUCGUUGGCUCACAUCUUUGAAAAAUGAUGUGGUCUCAGAAGAUGUUCAUAUUUUGCUCAGGCACUGUCAGAUAUUGAUCGAUUUAUUUAAAGAAAUAUAAAGAAUAAAUCUAUGUUUGUAAUAAUAUGCUAGCCAUAGUCCUUAUUAUAGCUGUAACAAGUUACCUGUAAGGCUGUAUAGUUUCUUGAGUUGGAUGUCAACAACUAGGAACAAUUUAAUUCCCUGCACAAAUGCUGAAAAAGGAUGAAAGUAUGAAGACGUUGGAUGAAGAAACGAAUGGAACAUGCUGAUCUACCAAGAUCAUACAGGACCAGUUGAGGACUGGAAAUGUCUUUUCCAUGGAAGAGAAUCCUGCUCAAGAACUUUGAAUCUUUAAUAGAUGCAGAAUCUGAUGUUUGUUCACCAGGUGUUUUACCUGGUCAAUACUUGUGCCUCCAUGGCAACAGAUUCUUAGGUUCCUUUGUGACCACAUCAUCUUAUGUACCAGUGGAUGGGGAUGUGCUAUGUUGAUGAUCACAAACUGUUUAUCAUUGACUUGAGUCCGGUGUGUUAAACAUCCUCACGGAUGGCAUGCUGUCUUUUUUUCACUCCUUUAAGCUUCUGGAGUCAACUUUCUGAUUCAGUUGAGCACACUUCACCUUCUCACACCCUUGCCUUUCUUCUACUUCCAUCUCUCUUUCCCUCCUUUAAAGCACUGGCCUUUCCUACUUUGACCAGAUUUGUGGAAUGCAAUGAUGAUGUUGAGAAGAACGCCCUUGUGUACGAUGUCUUAGGAGACAAAAUAGACCAAUAUAUUGCUGCCAUGUAGAGAGAAAAAGGCAUCGUCAGCCAUGAAUGCCAUCAACUGCUUUAUUAGGAAGAGUUUUGAGUAAGAGAAUCGGACUUGUGCUAGAACAAGAAUGAUGUUUCCAGAUGUACGUCAAUGCCAGUUGGAUGAAGAUGACUGAUGUUCGUUGUUAAUAUCUGACAUAAGAUAAGGAUGGCUGACUAAUGCAGAUGAUGGUCUGACAUAUAUCUGCUCAUGUAUGAUAUUCAUUUGCUUUGGUGAUUUUCUGAUUUUUUGUUGACGCUUUCAGAACUAUUUGUGUUUCUGAUUUCUGCUGAAGACCUGUGAUGUACAGUAAAGGUGGUGAACAGUUCACACAUUUCACAUUGUAGCUGUUACUAGUACAUAGCUACAAGAAGUCCUUAGUUUCUCUUGUUAUUAUUUCUUGUUCCUGAAACUGCUGUACGAAGAAGAAACCCACAGCUGCUUUGUGCAUGCUGUGCGUCACCGUUCAGUCUUUUGUUGGUUAACAGGAUGGCAUAGCUCCAGCUUUGUGGAUCGCACAGAUUUGUGGUGAAUAAAUAUGCUUCAUCAAG
Molecule: messenger RNA, 5034 nt
Organism: Branchiostoma floridae (Florida lancelet)
Lineage: Eukaryota; Metazoa; Chordata; Leptocardii; Amphioxiformes; Branchiostomatidae
Product: zinc finger protein on ecdysone puffs-like
Exons: 12
Coding region: 192-3518 (1108 amino acids)
Cellular component (GO): nucleus
Molecular function (GO): zinc ion binding; nucleic acid binding
Source: RefSeq, a predicted model, not a curated record